Molecule: messenger RNA, 376 nt
Organism: Dimorphilus gyrociliatus
Lineage: Eukaryota; Metazoa; Annelida; Polychaeta; Dinophilidae
Source: the annotation of a GenBank genome assembly
AAUGUUCUCAACUGCAACUUUUCACACGGUUAUUCAACCAUCCGAAUCACCAAUCGAAUUUUCAAAUAGUUUGCCAGAAGAUAAUACGUGUGCUAAAACUUUUUGGCAGGCGAUUGAACUCAAUCCUCCGUUUGAAUCGAACUUAUUAUCAGCCGAUGUUAAGCAGAGGCUAAGAGCAGCACCCCAUACCGGUACUACAAGAUCUCAAGCUCAGAAACAAGAGGAAACCAGCUAUCAAAAUAAAACUGAAGAAUUCCUACAAAAGUCUCAACAAAGAAUAUUAAAAGAUGAACGAAUAAAAAUUGUUCAACAAAUUCGAUUUAGGGAGAAUGAAUUAUCUAAAAUGAAGAUUAAAAAAUCGACAAGGGAAAAUUAA